Molecule: messenger RNA, 947 nt
Organism: Syzygium oleosum
Lineage: Eukaryota; Viridiplantae; Streptophyta; Magnoliopsida; Myrtales; Myrtaceae
Exons: 3
Coding region: 71-622 (183 amino acids)
Source: RefSeq, a predicted model, not a curated record
GAAGCAUAACACUUCCCACUAAAUCUUGUUUAUCUCUUAAUUCUCCUUCUUCCGUCAAAAGCGCUUCCAAAUGGCUUCGAGUCUGAGCUUUAACACUCUUGCUGUGAUCCUCACUCUUACACUCGCCGUCUGCGUCACCAGAACACUAGGAGGAAUAGUGUGUGAAAAUCUCGACCACGACUCAUGCGCAUUCGCAGUGUCAUCCCCCGGCAAGCGUUGCGUGCUGGAGAAGCAGGUGAGAAGGAGCGGGGAGGAACCAUACACUUGUCGCCAAUCAGGCAUUGAAGCCGGGGGCCUGAGGGACUACAUUGAGACAGAUCAGUGCGUCGAAUCAUGUGGGGUUGAGCGUAGAACUCUAGGAAUCGCAUCAGAUGCUCUACUGGAGCCUCGCUUUGCACAACAGCUUUGCUCGUCCAAGUGCUAUGGAAGUUGCCCUAACAUUGUCGAUCUCUACUUCAAUCUUGCUGCGGGUGAAGGAGUGUUUCUUCCUAAACUCUGUGAAGCGGGGAGAGAAGACACCCGGAGAGGAAUGGCAGAGAUCCGGAGCUCAGGCAUGGCUGCUCCAGGGCCGAUGAUCCACCCCGUCAAGUUUAUCGUCGCCCCGGCAAUGUCUCCUUAUUAAUCGACUUUCCUCAAAACCGAUCAGAUGUGGAAGUUUGCAGGCCUUGGUUCAGAACAGACGUACUACGAUGUAGUAGAUCGGUUUGAUCAAAAAGUAGAUACCCGUCUUCGAGUGCUGCGUUAACGUUCUGGCGUGUGUGCAUGCAUGGCUUUGACGGGCGAGCUUUAAUCUAUAGAGUCCUUAUAAUUAAGAGUGUGUAUGUAGGAUCAGUCACCCAAGCACCGGUCCAUAAUCCAGAUAAUGUGUAUGGGAUCGUCUUCCAUGUAUUAUCGUGGUGAAGAUAUAUCUUCAGAUUGGAUGAAUAAAUGGUCCGCUUUUGUUCGUA